Messenger RNA from Chinchilla lanigera (long-tailed chinchilla), 1757 nucleotides. It is a transcript of the gene Gpr88, whose product is annotated as G protein-coupled receptor 88. Gene Ontology annotation, molecular function: G protein-coupled receptor activity. Gene Ontology annotation, cellular component: membrane. The transcript is spliced from 2 exons. The record is from RefSeq and is a predicted model, not a curated record. Gene Ontology annotation, biological process: G protein-coupled receptor signaling pathway. Lineage: Eukaryota; Metazoa; Chordata; Mammalia; Rodentia; Chinchillidae. The coding region runs from base 648 to 1757 and encodes 369 amino acids.
AGUUGGAGACAGAAAGAAGGGAAAAUGAAGCAGAGUGAAAGAUAAGGUGACCGGGAGAAAGAAAAAGGAACUUGUUAACUACAGGACUCUGAGCAAGAUAUUUUUCUUCCCUUUACAAGUUAGAAGCUGUUGAAUAAUUCAUCCCAGGCAUAGAAAGGCUGUCUCUUCCCUGAGUGAUGUAUCGCUGAGCAGGAGAGAGCUUCCAGUGGGUUCACCAUAGCAGCCACCGCUCCUGCUUCUGAGCACAGGGCGCUCUCCUCCAGCUCAGCUUCUGCCUUUGCAGCCAAGCGUCCUCUGGCUGUGCCGCCUGCCCACCGCCCGGGCUUGCAGCGGCCACUUUACUUUCCCGAGCCCCGCUGCCAGCUGAGAAGUCUCCUGCAGCUGCUGCUUCCUGCCUGGUGCCAUGUGUGUGGAUGCGGCUCGGGAGAAGCGGGGCACUUGCUCCUGGCACGGAGCCCAGCGGAGUUUCCCCUGUUGAUUCCUGGACCGCAGAUGCUGCUGCUGAGGAGGUAUUUCCUGGCAUCCCUCCCUCUGCGAUCGUCAGCUAAGGACCGGCCCCGAGACCAGGUACCCCCACCCUCUCCCUCUGGCACGUCCCGGGUUGGGGUAGCUCUGCUCUCUGCCGCUAGCGAGGGGCUCCGGCCGGCAUGUGGCGAGCGCUGUGCGUGCGCGCACGCCGUUGUCUCGGGGAAGCGGAGCGGGUCCCUGGCGUUGCCGGCCCGGGGCUUCGCAGGUGCCUGCUGAACGCGGGGCGGCCUUUCCCGGCGCGGGAGACAUUUCCGAGGCAGGCACCUGUCAUCUGCCGCCCCCGUCCUCCUGGAGCGCCCUCUCCCCCUCCCCCAGCCCAUCCUUCCGCCUCAGCCUUUGUGCGGCUGGCAGAGGGCUGCAGCGAUGUCUUUGCCUCCCCAGCCGGCAAGUGUCAGGAUGGGCAGCGCUGCGAGAAGCCGACGCUAGGGCGCGAGCAGGUGCGAAGCGUGGCCAGAAUGACCAACUCCUCCUCCGCGGCCACCUCCUCCACCACCGGGGAAUCGCUGCUGCUGCUCUGCGAGGAAGAGGAGUCGUGGGCGGGCCGGCGCAUCCCCGUGUCCCUCCUGUACUCGGGCCUGGCCAUCGGGGGCACGCUGGCCAACGGCAUGGUCAUCUAUCUCGUGUCGUCCUUCCGCAAGCUGCAGACCACCAGCAACGCCUUCAUCGUGAACGGCUGCGCCGCCGACCUCAGCGUCUGCGCCCUGUGGAUGCCGCAGGAGGCGGUGCUGGGGCUGCUGCCCGCGGGCUCCGCCGAGCCCCCCGGGGACUGGGGCGGCGCGGGGGGCAGCUACCGCCUGCUGCGCGGCGGGCUGCUGGGCCUGGGGCUCACGGUGUCCCUGCUGUCGCACUGCCUCGUGGCUCUGAACCGCUACCUGCUCAUCACCAGGGCGCCCGCCACCUACCAGGUGCUGUACCAGCGGCGCCACACGGCCGGCAUGCUGGCGCUGUCCUGGGCGCUGGCGCUGGCGCUGGUGCUGCUGCUGCCGCCCUGGGCGCCGCGAGAGCCCCGAAGUCGGCGCCCCGGACGCGGAGACGCGCGGGCACUCGCCGGCCGCUCACGGCAGCCGGCUUUGGAAGAAGCCUGCCCGACGUGGCCGUCCUGCGCGUCCUCCUGCAGCGCCGGGAGCGCCCUGGGUGCGCGCGAGCCGGAGGACCUAACCGGGAGGGAGCACCGUGCGGAAAGUAGCAGAAAGGGGCUUUUACCUCCGAGCACGCUCCGUUCUGUUUAA